This is a messenger RNA of Plasmodium reichenowi, 3288 nucleotides long. RefSeq names its product Sec14 domain containing protein. The transcript has a single exon. Bases 1 to 3288 code for a protein of 1095 amino acids. The record is from RefSeq and is a predicted model, not a curated record. Lineage: Eukaryota; Apicomplexa; Aconoidasida; Haemosporida; Plasmodiidae.
AUGGAACUUUCAAAAGGAAAAGUUAUUAUUGAAAAAGAUAUAAAUGAACACACCAUAGAUGACGAAGUGUUUAUGUUUGAACCUGACAUUGAUGAUGUGUAUGAUAAGAAUACGAAUUUACGGUUUAUAUUUCAUAAUACAUUUAUAACAUCAGAAGAAGAAAUAGCUAUAAGUGAAUUUAGAAAAUAUUGUAAGAGUAGAUGCUUAAAAAUUAAUAAAAUAUAUUUCGAAAAUGAAUGCUUACGUUAUUUAUAUUCAGCACAAUUUGAUUUUUCUAAAGCCAUGGAAUUAAUAAAAAGUAAUUAUGAAUUUCGGUUAUCAUCUAUUUUACCAAUAAAAGAAAAAGAUGUGAUAUUUUAUAUAAAUAAAGGAGUUAUGUAUUGGCAUGGGAGAGAUAAAAAAUGUAGGCCAAUAUUAAUUAUUAAUUUAUUAAAAGUUGAAUUAUUAAGUAUUGAUGAUUUAUCUAAUUUAUUUUUUUUCUGUUUUGAAUUUUUUUUAAAAUAUUUAUGUAUCCCAGGAAAAAUAGAAAACUAUAUAUCAAUAAUUGAUUGUUCUGGUAUAUCUAUAUCAAAAUUCCCUAUGACAACAUUUAUGAAAUUGUUAGAAAUUAUGAAUUCUAAAUAUAGAUGUAGAUUAUUUAGAAUGUAUAUUCUUGAGGCACCUAAAAUUUUAAAAACAUUUGGAAAAUCAUUUCUAAAUUUUGCACCUACCUAUAUGACGAAAAAAUUAAAAAUAUUAGAUAACAAUUAUGCAGAUUAUUUAAGAGAAGAAAUAUUAUCAACUCAAUUAGAAAAAAAAUAUGGAGGAAUUCAGGACGAUAAAAUUAAUAAUUUUUAUCCUUUCCACUUUUAUCCAAGUUGUUAUAUAUCACAACAACAAAAAAGGAAAACUCAAGAUAAUAAAGCAGUUAUCGAAAAAAAAAUAAAUAUUUUUAAUAAUGAUCAUAUUUAUAAUAUAUUUCUAUCUGGUUAUUCUAUGCAUGUAAUAUUAGUGCCGAAGGAUCAAAGGAUAAUUGAUAAUCAUCGGUAUAGUGAUAUUCUAAUAAAUGAUUCAAAUUCUGCAAAUUUGGAAAGGAGCGCAUGUAUAGAAGGAGAUACUAGUGAUAACCAUAAGGAAGAUGCAGAUAUUGUCAAGCAAAAUGUACACGAGGAUAUGGUAAAAAGUAUGAGUAUUGACAGCUUAAAACAAAUUAGUAGUGAUAACUUAAAACAAAUUAGUAGUGAUAACUUAAAACAAAUUAGUAGUGAUAACCUAAAACAUAUUGGCAGCGAUAACCUAAAACAUAUUGGCAGCGAUAACCUAAAACAUACUGUUAGCGAUAACUUAAAACAUAUUAACAGCUAUAACUUCAAACAUAUUAGUAGCGAUCACCAUAAUAACUAUUAUCAUAAGAGGAAAAAGAAAAAGAAAAAAAAACAUAUCAUUUUAAAUGAAGAGGAAUUAUUAUUACAACAGCAAUUUGUGAAUUAUAUGAAAAAUGAAGAAUAUGAUAUUGAAAAUGUUCAUAUUUUGAAAAAUAAUAAAUUUAUAAAUUUUAAAAAUAAAUAUGUUGUACAUAUUGAUAGUAUACAUAAAUGGAUUUUUAAAAUAAAAAAUUUAUUUUUAUCAAAUAUAACAAUUAAUUAUAUUACGAAACGAUUCCCAUUUUUAAAAAAUGUUAUACUUGUCAAAUCGAAUUUUAAAUGUAUAAAUGAGUAUAUAAAAUAUUUGAAAGAAAAUGUACCACCUCAAAUUAGUACUUCUCAUCAGAUUGUUUCUACAAAUAAUGAAUAUAAUGAAGAGGAUAAUCACAAAAAUAAAAGUAAUAUAAUAAUAAAAAAUAAUAUGAAUGAAAAGGAAGCAGAAAUCAAAAAGGAAAGGUUAUAUAAUAAUCCUUCUACAGAUAAAAUAAUAAAUAAAUUUGAAAAUAUUCAACGCUUAAGUAGUUGUAAAUAUGUAGAUGAUAUGAAGGAAGAAUAUAAUAAUAAUAUAAAAAUAGGGCAUCAUAAACAUGAUCCAAAUAUCAUAUUAAAAACAGAAAAAGGUGUAAAUAUAAAAAAAAAAAAAAAAAAAAUUGAAAUAAUGGAAAAUAAAAAUAAAAAUAAGAACAAAAAUAAAAUAUCACAUGAUAAUACUUCAAAAGAAUAUAAUUAUCCAGAGGUCAAUAUAUAUAAUAACUGUGAAUCUAUUUUUGAUGAAUAUAUAAAAACUUCAUCGAUGGACAAAAAUAAAAAAAAAGGUUUUAAAGAGGAAAAUAAUGACAAUAAUAAUAAUAACACCAAUAUUGAUAAUAAUGAUAAUAAUAUCGAUAAUAAUGAUAAUAAUGUCGAUAAUAAUAUUGAAAAUAAUGAUAAUAAUAAUAUGAUAAUGGUGAUGAAGAAAAAGAACGGUGAACCUGAGAAUCCUUGUGGUGAUAAAGCAAAUUUAAAAAAAAAAGGAAUAGAAAAUGUUAAACAAAAACAUAAAGAGGUGGAAAUUAGUGAAGAACAAGGGAAAUUAAAACAAAGCAGUGAAACAAAAGGACGUUUAAAACAACCACAUAAAAUUAAGGUAACAGAUAGAUUAUUUAAAGAAAGAGAAGAUAUGGAAAAAAAUGAGAAAAGAGAAUAUAUAGAAAAAAAAAUUUUAAGUAAAGUAACUAUGAAUUUCUCCCCAUGUGAUAAGGAGACACAGAGUAAAAAGAAUAAGAAAAAGAAAAAAAAAGAAAUAAAUGAUGUAAAUUUUAUUUCUAUGCGUAAAGAUGAAUUGAGCAAUAUAUUAUCCAAAGAAUAUGUGGAAAAAAGUAAUAUUAAUUGUGAUAAUAUGACAUGUGAAAGUAAUACAAUUUGUGAUAAUUCAAAAAGUGAAAAUUAUAUACCUUUAGAUAAUAAGACAAAUAAUAAUAAAAAAAGUGCUAUUAGUAUAAAAUCCAUAUUUCCAAAAAGAUUUGAUCAUGCGCUUUCAAAAUAUAAAAAAUAUUCUACAACAUCUAUAAGUACUAGAUUAUCUAGGAGUUCAUAUAAUAAAUUCGUUUCAGAUGAUAAAAAUGAAGAAAACAAUUUUGAUAAUAUUGUUAUAAAUGAUUCAUAUCAAAAUAAGGUCAGUUUCUUUAGUCAAGUUUCUUUAUCAACAGGAAAUAUAACUAAUACUGUUGAUUUGGAUACAAAUAAAAAUGAAAAAAAAAACGAUGUGAAUUUCAAGUCUACAAUUGUCGAUAAUUCCAAUAAACCUGUAAAUCCAGAGGUGCCUGAAAAAAAAAGUAGAAAAAAGUUGAGUAAAAUUAAAAUUAUCGGUCUUCAAUUUUUUAAUAAACAAUCGUCAAGGAGAUAA